AUGAGUUAUAUUUUCAUUGCCUCUUAUGUCGUCAAAGAUGCUAAACGGUUUGGGUGCAUUGAUGGUUUUUCUGCAUUCCCUUAUGAAAAUACCACGACCGCUCAACAUCGGUCACCAAAAUAUCGCAACCUCGACAUUUCCUUGAAUAACCAUGAGGACACAGUAGAUUCAUUGAUAAAUAUCGUUCAAAAUAUAGUCGCUAUCAACAAUGAAUACUUCCUCAUUUUGAAGAAAUUAGGAAGGGCAGACGGAUUCUUUAAUAGCUCUACCACCACUGUGAAUUCCCCAAGUCCACGCCCAUUGAUGGUACGAUUAACCCCACACCAGCCACUCGAGUUUGCUGCAGGAGCUGCUACGGUAAAGGCGAAAAGGAGGAGAGCAGAGGCGUUAAGAGCAGAGGCUGAGAGGCUCCGGUCUGAUGCCUCUAAAUCAGAAGCUGCAGGGCCGGCGGCAAUAGCCAAGGCAGCAGAAGCAGAAGCAGCAGCAGCAGAAGCAGCCGCAGUAGAAGCAGCAGGAGAGGCAGCAGCAAUCCUGCCAGCAGCAGCAGCAGAAGCAGAAGCAGCAGUGGACGAAGUUGCUGAGAUGGCCGGUGCUCCAUGA
Fopius arisanus is the source of this 600-nucleotide messenger RNA. NCBI's taxonomy places the organism in Eukaryota, Metazoa, Arthropoda, Insecta, Hymenoptera, Braconidae. The record is from RefSeq and is a predicted model, not a curated record.